CUCAACUCUCUCGACCCAUCGAGACACCCCCAGACAGACAAGAACAACAACAGACAUAGACAAGUUAUGGCUCUGGCACUGGCGGCAGGCAUGACGGUGGCGUCGGCGGCAAUCGGCCUCCGGUUUGCCAUCCCGGCGUAUCAGAAGUGGAAGGCCAUGCCGGCAUCGGCACGCAAGCCGUGGUUCUCUCGCACUGUUGGCGCUGGCUCGUAUCCGGGCGGGUUCGAGGAGGCCAUGACCCGCAAGGAGGCGGCCCUCAUUCUCGGCAUCAAGCAGUCGGCGUCCAAGAAGGACAUCACCAAGGCGUGGAAGAAGCUCAUGUUGCUCAACCAUCCCGACAACGGUGGCUCCACCUUUGUCGCCUCAAAGGUCAACGAGGCCCGCGACUUUCUGCUCUCGGGCAAGCAGGAUCCGCUCUUCUGAGCCCAUCGAGCGACCGCAGGUCGAGGCUGUGAGGCCGAGACCGCACAGCCUGGUGCUCAUCGGCUGCCGCCACUGCGCCGGUACUUUCCAUCCCAUCCCUUCUCCGGCUGGCAGUCGGGCAAUCUGUAGAUCCCAUGUUGGGAAUCCUCCCUUGCAGCCGGAAGCUCGGCCGCGGACCGGCCCACGGUCCCCUCAAAAGGUGGGAUCCGAUGCUCAAGCCGAGCCCUUGUCUCGACAAGGUCUUUGCGUCUGUUUCUUGCCCUGUAUGAGGAGGACUGAGUGAUACGAUAAACUCCUUGUUGGAUGUGAUG
Molecule: messenger RNA, 734 nt
Organism: Thecamonas trahens ATCC 50062
Lineage: Eukaryota; Apusomonadida; Apusomonadidae
Product: mitochondrial import inner membrane translocase subunit TIM14
Exons: 2
Coding region: 67-423 (118 amino acids)
Biological process (GO): protein import into mitochondrial matrix
Cellular component (GO): PAM complex, Tim23 associated import motor
Molecular function (GO): ATPase activator activity
Source: RefSeq, a predicted model, not a curated record